UACGAGGGAAGGUUUGACGACGCCCAGGAGCGCUCGGGCUCCUAUCGGCAGACGACCGACAGGCACUCUACCACAUCAGCGGGUUAAAAAGGAAGUGAAAGAGAAGGUUCCAGAAAGUCCACCAGAGAUGGACUCUCCGGGCGGCAGCGUGAGCAGCGACCUGCGGCGGCAGAACGAGGAGUUACGAGCGCGGCUCGCGGGUGAAAGCGCUGAUCACAGGCGGAGGCUCGACGCUUACCGCCGCUCGCAGCAGGGACAGGCUGCUUUGGUUUCCAGGCUCCAAGCAAAGGUUCUCCAAUACAAACAACGAUGCUCGGAACUAGAGAACCAAAUGCUGGAGACUACACCGCGCAGCGAGCCGAGCUACCGUCAGCCCACCAGCAAGAUCGCUCUGCCGGCGCCGUCCGCGCUGGCCGUCAGCACUCCGUCCACAUCCGACCGAAGGGACGAGAGAAUUGCCGACUUGGAUACUGCUUUGCGAAGGCUUGAGGAUGAGAAACGCAAAUGUGAGAAGCUGGUUUCCCAAAACAACCUGCUACGGGACCAGCUCGAAGAAUCUCAUCAGCUCAAUGAGGCUCUCACCAACGAUCUGCAGAAGCUCACCAAUGACUGGGAAGCCUUGCGGGAUGAGAUGUCCAUCAAAGAGGAUGAGUGGAAGGAUGAGGAACAGGCCUUCAAUGACUACUACUCAAGUGAGCACAACCGUCUCCUGAACCUGUGGCGUGAAGUGGUCUCCGUCAAGCGAUUCUUCUCUGAGCUGCAGACCAGCACUGAGAGAGAUCUGUACAAAGUGAAGAAUGACAUCGAUUCUGCUGCCCGAGACCUUGUAGGCACUUUGAGUGGAUAUGCCAUCACUGCUUACGCUUCCCAGGGCUCCAAGUUCCAGCCGGAAGCUCAGCAAGUGUCCAGCACGGGUGGUGCAUCCGCUCCAAGCUCCACCGUGGAAGUGCUCCGUGUUGAGCUACACACUGCCACUGCACAGCGAGACUCUGCUCUCGCCGAGUUGCGGGAGCGCGACAACCGCAUACAGCGCCUGCUGGGGGAACUGCAGGGAUUGGAGGAACGCUGCGACUGCGCGGAGACGCUGUGCUCGGAGGCGGGCAUCAUGCGCUCGGCGCUGGAGGAAGUCGCGCGCGCUUUGAUACAGGACUCGGAGGCCGACGCCGCGCCGCAGCAUCUGCACCUGUCCGAGCGGUCACCAAAACGCGGCGCGCCGUCGACCGGCAACGCCACCGCGUUCGCCGAGAGCACCAUCUCCGCCGUGCAGGCCGCGCUGCACAAGUACCAGAUACAGAUACACGAGCUGCAGGUGAAACUGCAAAACACUAGAGAACAACUCCUCACAAGUAGGAAACAUUGUGAAGCAGCAGAUAGCACAAUAGGAUCUUUGGAAGGAAAAGUACAAGAUCUGCAAGGUAAAUUAGAUCAAGCCAACACAGAUCUCAAUCAACUGUUGCAAGAAAAGGAAUCUAUGCAGAAGACAGUCGAAGCGCUGAGAAUCGAUAAGAAUAAUCUGGAACGAAAUCGUGUUGAAAUUAAUGCUAUGGUGGAGUCCUUAACAUCAGAUUACGAGAAACUUCAGAAAAUCAAUUCCCGUCUCGAGAAGAACAUAGAGUCUCUAGAGGGAGAGAAACGCGCUCUGAACUCUGAGGUGGACCGCCUACAUCGAGAGGCGUCGAACAGAGAGUCUGUUUUAAGGGCCGAAGAGGAGCGUUCAUCACGAAUGCGUUCAGAGCUGGUGACAGUAAGGGAGGAACUCAACAAGACAGCGCUGGCCAGAGAUCUUCUAGAUCAACAGAAGUUGGAGGCAGAUGCCAUAUUGUCGCAGAUGGAGAAAAAUAGAAGUGACCUGGAGAUAGAGCUGGAAAGAACUCUGUUAGAGCGCGGAGAUUUCCAAGACUUAGUUGAGAAGUUGCAGAAUGUUGUACGAAACAUGGAAUCCGAUAAGAAGAAGCUACAAGAAGACGUUAAACAACUGGAAGACGAAAGAUCAUCGCUCUCGAAUCAAUCGUCCGACCUACAGGGUGAUCUGAAUUCUCUACGCAAAGAGUUACUAGCGGCUGAGCAAAACAGAAUGGAGUUGGAGGCGGAUAAAGCUUCUCUGUUCGAGAAGAUCAAGUUCCUAGAGGGAGAGAGGGAGAAGGUUGAGAUGGAGUUGCGUCAAGUGAUGAGGGAGCGCGGUGAGCUGAGUUCUCAGUUGACUGCGAUGGCUCGUAAAAAGGACACGUUGAACGAGGAGAUCAUCCGUCUGCAGCAGCGACUGGAGCAGGCCAACGAGACCAUCGGCCGGCUCAACCGAUCUCUGGACGACCACGUCAAGGACUCUGAGGAAAAACAGCUAAUGAUAGACAACUUGGACAAAGACAAGCAGCACCUGCAAGAGCAGCUCGCGGGCGUGCGAUCAGAGAAGGACGCGCUGGAAGCAGUGCUGUUCGACACCGCCAACAUGUUGGAGGACGCGGACAACAAGAGGACCAAGCUGGAGCACGACUUGCAGGAGACGCUGGUUCAACAGGAGAAUUAUAAAGGUCAAAUUGCUCGCCUGACAAAAGAUCUCGAAAACAGCGAGAAGAAGCUUCGAGAAACGCGCAACAGUAUGUCACAGCAGUCUGGCAAGAAGGAGGCGGAGUACCAGCAGGUCAUCACCAACCUCAACAGGACUACCACUGAAAAUAUUACCAAGCUGAAAGAGGAAAAGGAACUGUUACGUCAAUCGUUAGAGCAAAAAUUAAGUCAAACUAUUGCAUCAUUGACGAGCGAGAGGGAGGCAUUUGAGGCCGCCGCAAGAGAGAAAGAGAAGAAGCUACUGGCGGCCAGAGAUCAGUUGAUGAUGCAACACGAUGAAGCAAUGCUAAGAGCUGAGAACGAUAAGCAACAGGCUCUGCUUAUGGCCCACCAAGAGCACCAGGCGCUCCUGGAAAGGCUGGAGGAGGCAAAGCGCAUCCUGUGCUGUGAGCAGAAUAAGCUGGAGCGCGCGCGCAGGGACGCGCAGGCGCGCUCCGACCAGGACAGGAACCACAUCAACCAGCUGAAGGACGACUUGGCCGCACUGAAGACUAGGCUGGAAGAAGCCAAAGCAACAGCCGAAGACGAAUGCGCUCGUUUCGAGAAUCGCAUCAAGGAGCUGCACCUGGAGAAGGAGGCCGUCAACCGCGAGUGUCAGGAGACGCGCGCGCAACUCUCGCUGGCGGAGGACAAGUACGACGCCGCGUACGCGCAGCUGCAGGACACGCUGCGGAAACUGAAGGAUUUGGAAAACGAGACGGAGAGUCUCCGUAAGGAGCUGACGGACACGCGCCGCCAGCUCAGCAACUGCACGGCGGAGCGCGACAAAUACAACAGCGCGUGCCGCGAGCUGCGCGACCACGUCAAGCGCGCCGAGCACGAGCGACGCGACGCGGCGCGCGCGCGCGACGAGGCCUAUCACAAGAUCGCUGGCUUGGAGGAGAACCGCACGACGCUCGAACUGGAGUUGUCGCGCGUGCAGACGAUGCUCAAGGAGGCGGAGAGCGGUGGCGAGCACACGGGGCGCUCGCUGCGCGCCGCUGAGGCACAGCUCAAGAGAGAACGCGCGGCGUUGGAGCAGGCGCAGCACGACAUCAAGGAGUUGCAGGCCAGGUUACAAAACGAAAGCGAAGAGCGCGAGCGCUGCGCCGGCGACGCGGCGACGGCCAAGCGUCACAGCGCCGAGCUGGAGGCGAUGUUGGCGGCGGCCAGGUCCGACCUGGCGGCGGCCAGACAACGCGGCGCUGAGCUGGAGGAGGGCUGCCGGGCUAGAGAUCAGGAGCUUGUACUGCGUUUGGAAGACUGCAGGUCCAAGGAGCGGCGCCUGGAAGAGCUCAAACACAAUCUGGAAGUGUGCCUCGCUGAUGCUACACAGCAGAUCCAGGAGUUAAAGACACGUCUAGGUGCGAGCGAGAGCCGGUGUCGCGCGGUGGAGACGGCGCUGGCUCAGACAGAGGCGGGCAGACGCGACGCGGAGGCGCGGCUGUCGUCGGUGGCGCACUCGCUGCGCAGAGUGUGCGGCAUCCAGCCCGACGGCAGCGUGCACCAGGCGGCCAGGCGACGCAUCGCCAGCCCCUCCAGGAGAUACAGUCCGCAUAGAGGUCGCGACCAUUCUGAGGAUCGCAACGAGAUCAUUGAUGUCGAUCCUGAACUGAUCAAGAAAGGUGUUAGGAACCUGAUGCAUGAAGUAUGCCAAAUUGAAAGAGAAAAGGAUGAUUACAAGUCCCAGAUGAACGUACUGAAGAAGCAACUAAAGGAGGCGACAGAACAGCAGGGUAAGGGCGAAGGCCGCGUGCAAUCGCUCAACACUAACUUGCGCGGGUUGCAAGAGGAAAAGGCUAAGCUGCAAUCAACAUUGGGCCAAAAGGACGUGCAAUUAAAUGUUUUGAACGAAUCAGUACAAUCGAAGACUAUAGAAAUUAGUAAUCUGAGAGACAAAAUCACCAGUCUGGAAGCCACUUUGAGCUCCAUCACCGAGGAGAAAGUGCAAAACGAGAAUAAAUCGGAAAGUCUUCGGGUGCAAUUGGCUGAGCGAGUGCAAGAAGUUGGACAACUGCGUGAAGCUUUAGCCGCAGCUGAAGGUCGGGCGGCGCGGUUGGACGUGCGGCGCGCGCAGCUGGAGGGCGACGUGCAGCGCGCAGCUGUCGCCGCUAGGGAUCGGGAUCAAGCGUUGAAGAAACUGCAAGAGCGCUGCGAAGGCUACACCCGCACCAUCGCUUCGCUGGAGGACCGCUGCACGUCGCUCAAGGGCACGGUGGAGCAGCUGUCCACGGCGCUGCAGAAAGCGGCUGCCGCCGAGAGCGAGCUGCGCGCCGAGCUCGCCAAGACGCAGCGAGUGCUGAACGAGGCCAAGAACAACGAGGCUAACGCGAUGGACAAGUUGAGGCAGAUGCAGAAGAAUAUUGCCAAUUGUGAGAACGAGCGUCGAGUGCUCACCGAGAAGCUGGAAAGCGCCAAGGCGGCGCUGAGCGAGCUGAAACGCCUCAACUGCUCGCUGGAGGACCAGGUGCAUCGCCUCACCAACCAGUUGGCCAAUGUGGAGGCGCAGAGGGCUGAUUUCGAGUCUCAACUCCGCAUGACGACAUGGGACGGCAAGGAGAGCAACGACAGCGGCGAGUUGGAGCGCGAACUGCACGCACUACAGCGCGACCGCUCCGAGCUGAAGGCCAAGAACGAUGCUCUGCAAGACACUGUCCGGAAACUGGAGGCCGAACGUCGCAUGGUGCGUCCGGCUGUCAGCUCGGCGCUUCGCAGCAAGAGCCACGAUCGGAACGAGAAGAGUGUCUACUACUCAUCUGAUCUGGAUUCUGGAGCAGAUUCUACGAAAGAUUCACGCGUGUACAAAGAGAUUCCAUGUAAGGACAAACCGUACAGCGCCGAGUACAGUCUACUGGAACUAGAAAAUAGAGAACUCAAAAUGAAGAUACGACGAUUGGAGAAGGAACUUUCUGACAAAGAGUCAGAGCUGUCAAUAUCCCGGAAUCGCUAUUUCAACGAGAUGUCCAGCUCAGGCGCCAACAAUAGACAAGACAUAGAGCAGUACCGGCAGGCGGCGCUGCAGGCCGAGCGGCUGCUGGAGGCGAGAGAGGCGAGCCAUAGACAACAGAUCAUUCGUCUUGAAAAUCAAUUAUCGCAGCUCCGCACUCAACUGUCGGCCGAGAUUCGUCGGCGACAAGCGUACAUCGCACGCAGCGGGCGCGCCGCUCGCGACGUGCAGGGCCUGCGCUCUGCGCUGCGGGACUCGCUGCGUACAGUGUCGCAGGACCCGGCCUUAGAUUCCUACACAUUGGAGCACGAAGCGAGGAAGUUGGACAGCACUCUCACACAAAGCCUGCCGCCCCUCAACGACAGCUAUGACUCUUCUAAAUAAAAACGGUUUCUAGGAAUUUAAAAAAAAAAUCGUUGAAUAUUCCACGUGAUUCUAAAACAUUGGGAUAUAGUUGUUUUGUACAACAAGAGGGCAAAGCAAACUUUGUUGCUAGUGAUGAAUUUAAAUUCCGAACAAGCAAAGAAUUCGGUUUUAAAUUCUGAACAAGAGAAUCCCUUUGCUCUCAUGUGUCACAUGCAUCUUUUCACCUCACUAGUGUUCAAAACACACGAUUUCAAAAACAUUUAUAUUGCGCCAAAUAUCCCCAAAAUCCGAUAAUUCAAUGAUUGUUAUAUAUUUUAUUUAUUUAAUAUGGCAAUACUUUUUUUUUUAAUCAAUAUUGAAUUCCUGAACGUUGAAAAAUUUCGUAUGAAAUUGAACGUUUCAGAUUGUCAUUUUAACGUUUCAGAUUCAGAACAUCUACUGAUAUAUGAUUAACAUUUGUUUUUGUUUUUUUUUAAUAGGGUUUUGCGGUUUUGAGUUCUAGAACUUUUGAGGAAAAGUGUUUUUUUUAUAUUAACGUUAAGCGCAAAUAAAUACAUUAUUAGAAACUGCCGAGGUGAAAAGAUGCGCGUUGGUCAAGCAAAUGGAGGUUUGACGACCAAUAGACAUUGUUUUUUUAAAGAUUUAUUAGCAAUAUUUAAAAGAAUAUUAGCAAUAAGAAUAAAGGACCACUUUUGCACUAGUCAACUGUAGAUGUACUGUAAUGUAGACUGUUUUAUAGGACAAGUAAUGGAGGUAAAGGGCUUGAAGGUAUGGGAACAACAGCUUUUUUAGACUCAUAGAGGUUAUAGAGUAUUUGUUUUAUGAUUUUGCUUUGCACGAAUUUCACUGCGAAUUUUUUUAAGGAAUAUAUCUCGAACCGAGUGAAUAACAAACGCUAUAUAGCUCUCUUUCGUUGCGAUAGUUCGAAAAAGAGGCUAUUUUUCGUGAAUGUAUUUCUCUACAAGAUACGGGAUACGUAGUCACCCUAUGCUUACAAGGGAUUUAAAACUGACAAGAAAUAGAUUGUUUUAGUUUCUCCUUAUUUUAACAUGUAGAAAAUUUUAUUGUAGCGUUCACUGGGAGCUAGAUGAGAUUAUUGAGCAAUAUGUGGGCUAUUUUUUAGCCACAAAAAUUUUAUGGCUUCUGCGGGAUAUGAUAAAAAUUUAAUUUCAAGUAGUCGAAGUUGCGAGCGAAAGCCAGUGUUGCAAUAAAACAUAAUUAUAAUAACCUUAAAUUAAUUAUAAAUUGUAUUAUAUUAUUAUACUUAUUGUUGAUUUUAUUAUUCUUGGGCAUUGUUUGUUUAGUUAUAUUUUAUAUUUUUUUGUUGUUACACUGUUUUAAGGCAGUUUUUUCUUUUUGAUUGUUUUUUCUUUCAAAAUGCAAAAAAAUCAAAAUUUAUUUGUUUCAAGUAGGUUCAAUUUCAACAUUGAUACGUCAGUUUGUAAAGAUUCUACCACCGAUUCGGAAGGCAUGUUCUACUGAGAAGAAACUUUUUCUUUUUUGCUGAGAAGGAGCUUUUUAAUAUUUAAUUUCACCCAUUUAAAGACUCUUACUGAAAAUCAGCUUUAUGCUGAGUGGAAGAUCUAUUUGGUCAGUGCAAUUUUAUUUAUUGAUUUUUUUUAACUUAGUUUAUAUUUUUCAAGUUUUACUGACAGAAAAAAAAUCUUCUUCUUCUUCUUAAAAUAGCCAAAGUGGCAGCCAUCCCAGCAAUUUAGAUUUUGCCAUUCUUUUAGGCAUCCACACUAAAGAGAAAACUUAAUACAUAGUAACUUAAUCAUUAAAAUAUUGAAACCGUUUAUCCAGCCAUAUUUUAUUCUAGUAGCUUAGAAUGGCUCCGGAUAUGAUAAGAUGAAUUAAUAAAUCGUAUUCACAACUGUUAUCUUAUUCUGUACCUAUACCUAGGUGGGUACAAAACAACAAUAUUUUAAUGUUAAAUAUUUCAGUGACAGAAAAAUGAUUAUUUUUUGUAUACCAUUGCUCCUUUGUUUUAAACCCCAUUGAAAAUAGGUCCGUUAAUUUUUUUUUUAUUCUUUACAAGGUAGCACUUGACUACAAUCUCACCUGAUGGUAAGUGAUGAUGUAAUUUAAGAUGGAAGCGGACUAACUUUUUAGGAGGAGAAUGAAAAUCCACACUCCUUUCGGUUUCUACGCGACAUCGUACGGAACGCUAAAUCGCUUGGCGGUAUGUCUUUGUCGGUAGGGUGGUGACUAGCCACGGCCGAACCCUCCCACCAGCUAAUCUAUACUUAUAAUAAAUCUGUAGAGAGGUCAAUUCUGUACAUGAAAUAUAUUUCCAAAAUAACUAUCAGGGGGUGAUUAGUGUUCGAUACUGAUGCCAAAAAUGCAAUCAGUAAAAUUUUUGUCUGUCUGUCUGUCUGUCUGUCUGUCUGUAUGUUCUUUAUAGAAACAAAAACUACUGGACGGAUUUUAACGAAAUUUGGUACAAUUAUUCUACAUACUCCUGGGCAGGUUAUAGUAUACUUUUCAUUACGCUACGAUCAAUAGCAGCAGAGCAGUGAAGAGAAAUGUUGAGAAAACGGGAGAAGUUACUCGAUUUUUUAAGCUUCCGUCGCGUGUACAGCCUUAAUGGUUAAAGCUACAUAGAAAUCAUGUAUGACGGAAAUGUUCUCCUUAAAAUUAUCUAUAAAAACACAACAGCAUUUAUAUGUCUAUCUUUUAUGGUUGACUCACAGUAACCCGUGUAACUCCCGAUAGCUUAACAGUUCGGAGCUUUCUAAUUAUAUUUGUCUACUCUUAUGUUUAUAACACUCAUCACUUAUCCCUAAUAAGAAAGUUAACAUUAUUACCUAUUCAAUAAAAAAAGAAUCAUAAAAAUCGGUAAAGAAACACUAAAGUUAUACAUGAAAUACGCUAAGCCAUCGCGCGUGAAUACUAUUUUUACUAAUU
Messenger RNA from Bicyclus anynana (squinting bush brown), 8764 nucleotides. RefSeq names its product rootletin (gene Root). NCBI's taxonomy places the organism in Eukaryota, Metazoa, Arthropoda, Insecta, Lepidoptera, Nymphalidae. The record is from RefSeq and is a predicted model, not a curated record. The coding region runs from base 128 to 5875 and encodes 1915 amino acids. The transcript has 37 exons.